Molecule: messenger RNA, 570 nt
Organism: Meloidogyne enterolobii
Lineage: Eukaryota; Metazoa; Nematoda; Chromadorea; Rhabditida; Meloidogynidae
Source: the annotation of a GenBank genome assembly
AUGGCCUUGCGCCGUUAUGGCCUUGGCCUACUUGUUGUGUCCCCAUAUUUUUUAACUUUAGGAAAUAUGCUUAGCCUUUCCAAACCGGUAGCUAACCCAACUUUUGGAUAUAAUGAGCUUCGAUCUAUAAGAUAUUAUUUAAAAAUAUUAAUUAGGAAAGACAAAAAAUGGCAAAAAAGUAAAGGUUCAGCAGAUGAACGUUGGUAUGAUGGAAGAAGAAAUGAGGAAUAUUUUGACAGAAAAUAUUAUAGAAAAUACAGAUUUUGUUGUUUUGACAUUUUUUGGCCGCCUGGAGGGAUAAAACAGAAUAGACCUCAUCCCAAACAACAGAAACAUCCACAUACAAUAAGCCAGCAACCAUCACCAAUACCUUUAGAACAUAGGCCUUUCUAUUCUUAUAAUAAUUCUUUUCCUCCUCCUCCCCAACAAACUGAUAUUCCUGUCUAUCGAGACAGAGUUGGAAGGGAACAACAAAAUGGAAGACCUUUAGCAGCAUCAUAUUCAGACUCUUCAUAUGGCCAUCGCGAAAUUCCUGUUAAUCGAGAACAGAAUUAUUCUCAUAAAUAUUAA